AUGGAUCAAGGUCCCGGUGCAAUGGGUUCGAAAGUUGAUAUAGGAUACCUGCAUGAUGACCCAGACUACAUUAAGAGAAGGAACGAAUCACUGAAAUACGGGAUGAACAUGUUCAUAAGUGAUCUGAUUGGAUUACGCCGAACGUUAGCUGACAGAAGGUCUCAGAAAUGCAAAGAAAUGGUGUAUCCAGGCAAUCUCCCAACUGCCAGCAUUAUCAUCAUAUUCCGGGAUGAACCUUUAAGUACGUUGAUGAGAACUGUGUAUGGAGUAUUUGACACAUGUCCUAGCGAACUUCUCGAAGAAAUCAUUCUUGUUGAUGACGGAACUGUAGAUAGGAGCACAGUAAUUGGAGUGCAAAUCCACGUGAGAAACAUGAAUAAGGCGAUUUUAAUUCGGAACGAGAAAUCUCGUGGUUUGAUGAUGGCCAGGCAGCAGGGAAUUGAGCGGGCGCGGUCAGGGUAUUUCAUAGUGCUUGAUAGUCACAUCGAGUUCAACAUCGGCUGGUUGGAGCCAAUUCUCCAUAGACUUGUCCAAGAACCAAACGCCUUGCUUACAUCUCAUGUUGGAGCGAUAGAUAGAGAAUCGUUUGAAUACAUCAUUGGCGAUGCAAAUACACUUUUCCUAUGCUUUGAACAAAUAACCAUCAAUGAGCAGUGGGCACGUUUUUCUGACGAGUUUAUAUUAAAACGGAACGGAAGUAUGGACCCUAUUCCAUUCUGUAUGGUACCGGGCAUGAUGAUGGCAAUGCGUAAGGAAUUCUUUCUUCAGCUAGGAGGCUUUGACCAAGGAAUGGAAGUAUGGGGUUCAGAACAUAUCGAAAUCAUUAUCAUCAUCUUCCGGGAUGAACCUCUAAGUACGUUAAUGAGAACUGUGUAUGGAGACACGUGUCCUAGCGAACUUCUCGAAGAAAUCAUUCUUGUUAAAAACGUAACUGUAGAUAGGAGCACAGUUAUUGGAGUACAAAUCCAUGUGAGGAACAUGGAUAAUGUGAUACUUAUUCGGAGCGAGAAAUCUCGUGGUUUGAUGAUGGCCAGACAGCAGGGAAUUGAGCGGGCAAGGUCAGUGUAUUUCAUUGUGCUUGAUAGUCACAUCGAGUUCAACAUCGGUUGGUUGGAGCCCGUUCUCAAUAGACUUGUCCAAGAACCAAACGCCAAACAUCUCAUGUUGGAGCGAUAG
This is a messenger RNA of Mya arenaria, 1176 nucleotides long. Its product is annotated as polypeptide N-acetylgalactosaminyltransferase 13-like. The record is from RefSeq and is a predicted model, not a curated record. The transcript has 2 exons. Gene Ontology annotation, cellular component: Golgi apparatus. Bases 1 to 1176 code for a protein of 391 amino acids. NCBI's taxonomy places the organism in Eukaryota, Metazoa, Mollusca, Bivalvia, Myida, Myidae.